Musca vetustissima is the source of this 3449-nucleotide messenger RNA. RefSeq lists its product as uncharacterized. Gene Ontology annotation, cellular component: membrane. NCBI's taxonomy places the organism in Eukaryota, Metazoa, Arthropoda, Insecta, Diptera, Muscidae. The record is from RefSeq and is a predicted model, not a curated record. Gene Ontology annotation, biological process: calcium ion import across plasma membrane. Gene Ontology annotation, molecular function: protein binding; calcium channel activity.
UAAAAUAAUUCCAAAUGAGGCUGUUCAUGAAAAAAUGCCUAAGAAAAAAGCCCCAAGAAUUAAAACCCGGUGCUAUUUUGGAUGCUGUCAUUUCACAGUCAUCGGCAACGGCCAGCAAAUGUUUGCUCUAUAAAUUGGCCGAUUAUAAAAGGGGUGGUGACCUUAUUGAUGCCAUUAACACCGGUGGCCUGGUGGCUGUGGAACAAUUGAUACGCGAACAAUUUGGUAUUUUUAUGUACAACGAUGGUAAGGGUCAGGUCAUUAAUCGUGCCGAGUUCUUGCGAUGGAAAUAUCGAGACCAUACCGAAGUGACCAUACCCAUCGAGGCCUCGUUGUCAAUACAUGACCCAUUGGGUAAAUGGAAAGAUCAUAGUGCCUGUUGGCAAAUGCAGUAUCGUGGGGCGUUGGGUGAAAGUCUGCUUCAUGUCCUCAUUAUAUGUGACUCGAAAAUGCACACGAAGUUGGCACGUAUUUUACUGAGAGUAUUUCCCCGCUUGGCUCUGGAUGUUAUUGAAGGGGAGGAGUAUUUGGGCGCCAGUGCUUUACAUUUGGCCAUUGCCUAUAGUAAUAAUGAAUUGGUUGCUGAUCUAAUUGAGGCUGGAGCAGAUAUAAAUCAAAGGGCUAUUGGAAGUUUCUUUUUGCCCAAAGACCAACAGCGAGCUAAUCCGGCCAAGAGUACUGAUUAUGAAGGUUUGGCUUAUAUGGGAGAAUAUCCAUUGUCAUGGGCAGCCUGCUGUGCCAAUGAGAGUGUUUAUAAUUUGUUGAUUGAUCAUGAUGCUGAUCCCGAUGCUCAGGAUAGUUUUGGUAAUAUGAUCCUACAUAUGGUUGUGGUGUGCGAUAAAUUGGAUAUGUUCGGCUACGCAUUGCGUCAUCCCAAGACACCGGCCAAAAAUGGUAUUGUCAAUCAUGCCGGUCUAACACCCCUAACACUGGCUUGUAAAUUGGGUCGUGCUGAAGUAUUCAGGGAAAUGUUAGAACUGUCCGCCAGAGAAUUUUGGCGUUACAGUAAUAUCACCUGUUCGGGUUAUCCGUUGAAUGCAUUGGAUACUUUACUACCAGAUGGAAGGACCAAUUGGAAUUCCGCCUUAUUCAUAAUUUUAAAUGGUACCAAGGAAGAACAUUUGGAUAUGUUGGACGGUGGCAUUAUACAACGUUUGCUGGAGGAGAAAUGGAAAACAUUUGCACAGAAUCAAUUUCUAAAGCGUCUACUGAUCUUGGUGGUACAUCUAUUGUGCCUCUCUACAUCGGUGUAUUUAAGGCCAGCCCAUGAUGGAGAUGAUGACGAGGAGGAAAAUGCAUCUACAAAUGGAGUAGCAGCCAAUGGAGAUGAUUUGGACAACGAUGAAUAUGACAUACAGACCAUAGUGAGAUAUUGUGCUGAGCUGUGCACCAUUGCAGGGGUACUGAGUUUUUUGAUUUUUCAACAAGGCGAUGAAAUAAAGAAUCAAGGAUUAUCCGCAUUUCUCAAGCAAUUGUCUCAUGCCCCAGCAAAGGUAAUAUUUUUGGUCUCAAACCUAAUGAUAUUGGCCUGCAUACCGUUUCGCAUCAUGGGCGACACGGAUACAGAAGAAGCCAUUCUCAUAUUUGCUGUACCAGGAAGUUGGUUUCUUCUAAUGUUCUUUGCAGGGUAAUUUAAAGUUUUGGAAGUAGUCCAUAUUAAUGAUAUUUCGGAUUUCAGAGCCAUCCGCCUCACGGGACCUUUUGUAACCAUGAUAUAUUCCAUGAUCACGGGUGACAUGUUUACUUUUGGCAUAAUUUAUUCCAUUGUUUUGUGCGGUUUUUCUCAGGCCUUUUAUUUUCUUUACAAGGGCCAUCCUCAGCUACAGUCAACCAUGUUCGACACCUUUCCCAGUACAUGGAUGGCUUUAUUUCAGACCACAUUGGGUGAUUAUAAUUAUCCCGAUCUCAAUCAAACAACCUAUCCGAACUUAUCGAAAACCGUUUUCGUUAUAUUCAUGAUAUUCGUCCCUAUUUUGUUGUUGAACAUGUUAAUUGCCAUGAUGGGCAACACCUAUGCCCAUGUCAUCGAACAAUCCGAAAAGGAAUGGAUGAAACAGUGGGCCAAGAUUGUGGUGACCUUAGAACGGGCUGUUCCUCAGGCUGAUGCUAAAAAUUAUUUAGAGGCUUAUUCCAUACCACUGGGUCCUUCUGAUGAUUCUGGUUUUGAAGUGAGGGGUGUAAUGGUAAUCAAAAGCAAAAGUAAGACAAGAGCCAAACAACGCAAGGGAGCGGUAUCAAAUUGGAAGAGGGUGGGUCGUGUGACACUCAAUGCAUUGAAAAAACGUGGUAUGACUGGUGAAGAAAUGCGACGACUAAUGUGGGGACGAGCGUCCAUAUCAAGUCCCAUUAAGGUAGCAAAAAAGAAAUUGAAAGAUCCCUAUAAUUUGAAUCAGGAAGUUGGAGGACAAUCCAAUCUAACCAAUGCCAUGGAUAUGUUAAAUUUUGCUAAUGAUCCUGCAUCCAGUUCUGGAUUGGCUUUAAGAACUUCUACGAAAGCAGUAGAUAAGAAAGAUGUAAUACAAACUCCCGCUCCAGACCCCCUGCGUGAUUUAGUACUUUUGGCCGAAGAAAAACCAGAAAUACACGAUCCACAAUUCUAUUCUGCAUUAAUACAAUUGGCCAACAAGGCCUAUGAUUUGGUCAAAAAGACAAUUGAAACCCAACAGCAACAACCACAGGUAGAGGAGUCAAAGCCUCCCACCGAGGCCACCAGCUUGAAAGAUGUUACAUUAACAAAACAACCUGAUCCUGUGCCUAAUGAAACUGGUAUUCUUGGUGACAUGGGUAUGGGUGCAAAUCUGACGAAUCUAUUUCAAGACCCCAAAGAUAUUGUGGAUCCAAAGAAGCUGGAACAAUUUUUGAAAAUGGUAGCAGAUGUGGAGACCGAGGAAAGUGAUGGUGGAGGUCCGAUUUUGGGAAAACUUUCGUUGGCCAGAAGGACACGAAACGCACUAUUUAAGGUACCCAUUCCAAAAAGCACUCUUGGCGACAGCUCGGAUAAAUUAAUUAAUUCGGUGUGGGAAAAGGUUCCCACCGACAAUGAUGAGGAUAGUAUUCCGGCUUUCGAUUUCCAAGAAGCUUUGGCUGAGCAUGUUCUCACAGUGGAACAAGAAGCCGAUGUGGAAACCGAAGAUGCUAAUGAUGAUUCAGGCGAGACAAUGGAUGAUAUACCAACUGCGGAGGAGGUACACGCUACCAUGAAACAGUUUCAUUUGCGCAAACGUCAAUAUCAGCAGGAUGAUGCAGCAAGGCGUGCUAAAACGGCUCGAAUAAGGCGCAAAAAUAAAGUUUCUCCGGAUUAUGCUGGGGAAGACUAUUAUGGGGGACGAGGACGAUCGGCACCCAUGAAAAAGAAACAUGAUGAGGGUAAAAUAUCACCUCCAGAUCCAUUGGAACCUUGGAGUACACGAGAGUUGCAAAACAUUAAUAAAAUUCUAGCUAAAAAGUGA